AUGCCUCUUCCCAAAUACACCUACAACGGUCCAAUAGACCACACCGUGGUUCCUGAUCUAACCAAUGUCGAAGGAAAAUCUGUCAUCGUUACCGGAGGCGCAAACGGAAUGGGCGAGGCCAUGGUGCGCGCCUUCACUGCGGCCGGCGCCUUCGUCACCUUUGGCGACCUUCACCCAAGAGGAGACGAUCUUGCCAAGGAAUUGAACGCGAAAAGCGAAACGGCCGCGUUUGUCAAGUGCGACAUUACAGACUGGGAUAGUUUGAUCACACUAUUCGAGACGGCUAAGGCUAAGAGUCCCUAUAACAGCGUUGAUAUUGUCAUUGCCAAUGCGGGAAUUUCACGCGCCUCGGGUGACAGUCUCUGGAACCUCGAUGACCCAAAUGGCGCACCCACCAAGCCAAAUCUCAAUAUUGUCCGCGUCAACAUGGACGGGACAUUCUAUACAUGGAAACUUGCAGUUCAUUAUUUCAGGAAACAACCUGAUACUGAGGACCGAGACCGAUGCUUCAUCAUGACUGGAAGCAUGGUCGCAUACAUUGAUUCACCGGGAAACUGGGAAUACACAGCGACCAAGUAUGGCCUUCGCGGCUUCAUGAAGACCGUGCGUCGAAGCAGCUGGGAACAAGGGAUCCGAAUCAACUAUGUGGCGCCAUGCUGGAUCAAAAGCGCUAUUCGGACUAAGGAGUACGAAAACUGGCUGAUUGAACGGGGUGUCGAGUUUGGCGAACAGGCCGAUUGCGCCGGUGCAAUGAUGCGGAUCGCCUGCGAUAAAUCUAUCAACGGACGCUCCCUCAUGAUUACACCAAGGUCUAUUGCCAAAGAGGGAUUCGUGGACGUAAAUAAGGAAGACUUUUCCGACCCCAAGGACGAGUACUUCGCGAAGAAGCAAGCAUCGCAAUUGGUCAUUAUCGAGGAUAAAUGGCUAGAUGAUUAUAAAUCUUGGAAUAAAAUUCAGUUCAAUUUCUUCGUUGGUCAUGCUCAAUACGCUCGUAUAGCUGGGUACGAGAAUCCGGAUAAUGCUUCGGUACAGGGUAAACGACCACUCGAGGUUCCAGUCCCUGCAACUCCCAAGGGAGGAUUCUUAGUGAAGUUGCUAGCUUCUGGGGUGUGCCAUAGCGACCACUCACUUCUCACGAGCGCAAAGCAGCGUCCUUGGUUUCAAGAGCAAUACCCCCUAGGUCAUGAAGGAUGCGGCGAGAUUGUACGGAUUGGCAACCAAGUAAAAGACGCCGGUUUCAGCGUAGGAGAUCGAAUUGCCACUAUCGCCGUCCCUGGGUGUGGCUCGGAUGGCUGCCCAGAGUGCUCACGAGAUCUUGCUCAGCUAUGCGAACAAGCACACCACGCCGGAAUUGGUCAGGAUGGUUUCUAUGCACCAUAUGCCGCGCUAGAUCUUCGAGCAGUAGUUAGUGUUCCGGAAGGGAUUCCUUCAUCCGUAGCAGCAGUGGCAACGGAUGCUGUCAAAACCAGUUAUUACGCAAUUGUGAGACGUGCGGAGGUCAAAUCAAACGAGACGGUCUUUCUGUUUGGCCUUGGAGGUCUCGGGUUUAAUGCAUUGCAGAUUUUUCUCCAUAUUGGGGCUCGAGUAAUUGUUUCUGAUAUUCGACAAGAACGGUUGGAGGAGGCUGCAAGGUGGGGUGUUCCUAGACAAGAUCUGGUGCCCUCUGGAAAGUCAGUACAAGAAUUUGUGCACGAGAAUGGGUUGCAGGGCAAGAUCGAUACCACCCUGGAUUUUGUGGGUACACACCAGACAUUCCAUGAUGCACAGAAUAUUAUUCGUAGAGGAGGAAAACUUUUGUGUGUUGGUACUCUCGACGAGGAGAACACUGUCGACAUGAAGAUUGGCAUUCAGAAGAGGUUGACCAUUAUCUUCACAUACGGCAGGCAAUGGAGAGAUCUCAAGGAAGUUCUCGAUUUGAUCUCCAAGGGAAUCAUUCAGCCACAGGUUGAAACUGCUGGCUUGAAGGAUUUCCCCCAUAUCUUGAAGAGUGUUUGCGACGGAAGAGUCAAGGCGCGGAUUGCCUUAUUACAUGAGUAA
This is a messenger RNA of Penicillium expansum, 2037 nucleotides long. RefSeq names its product Short-chain dehydrogenase/reductase SDR. Gene Ontology annotation, molecular function: zinc ion binding; oxidoreductase activity. Bases 1 to 2037 code for a protein of 678 amino acids. NCBI's taxonomy places the organism in Eukaryota, Fungi, Ascomycota, Eurotiomycetes, Eurotiales, Aspergillaceae. The record is from RefSeq and is a predicted model, not a curated record. The transcript has 12 exons.